CAGUGACCAAAUGUUACAUUUACCGAGAAAAUUGAUUGGUGGGUCAAUUCACUUCUUUCAUUUUGAUUCCCGAUUUCGGGAGUCUUCUACUUUCUAUAGAACGGUUCCAUCAGGAGCAAACGUGCUGGCGGAUGUACGCCGACGCCGUCGUACUUCUCUCUUUAUCUCUUCGACGCACUACGCGUGAAAAAUAUGGGAGAUGGAUGUAGGAGAACCGAUCCUCUUGGAGCAGAGGACACAGAACUGCUACGUGGACUUCCUAAUGACAUCACUCUUUACUGUUUAGCAAGAGUGCCUCGGAAGUACCAUACAGUACUGAAGUGUGUUUCCAAGAGAUGGAGGGAGUUAGUGUGCAGCGAAGAGUGGCAUGAUUAUCGUAGGAAAAAUAAUCUUGCCGAGACUUGGAUAUAUGCUCUUUGUCGUGGCACCUUUGACCAGUUGAGGCUUUACGUCCUGGAUCCUAAUUCUCAGAGGAGGUGUUGGAAACUCAUUCCGGUGGUUCCAGACCGCUGUUUGAAGAGAAAAGGUAUGGGGUUUGAAGCAUUUGGAAAGAAGAUUUACUUAAUGGGUGGAUGCGGUUGGUCAGAAGAUACUACUGAUGAAGUCUACUGCUACGACGUUCCAAGGAAUUCAUGGGCAGAAGUUACUUCCUUGUCAACUGCAAGGUGUUAUUUUGCUUGUGAAAUUCUGGACGGCAAAAUCUACGCAAUUGGAGGGCUGGGUUCAAAUCCGAGUGAUCUCCAUUCUUGGGACUGCUUUGAUCCCCACACAAGUACUUGCGAAUCGCACCCUUACACCAACAUUUUAUCUGAGAUUGAUGAUUCCAUGGUGCUGGAUGGGAAGAUUUACUCUCUAUGUGGUCUUUAUGGCUACGCAUCCCGUGUGUAUGGGGUUGUUUAUGACCCUUUACAUGACACGUGGCAGUACGCAGAUGCUGAUUUAGUUUCUGGUUGGCGGGGUCCAGCGGUCAUCGUUGAUGGUGACUUUUAUGUGUUGGACCAGAGCUCAGGGACGAAGCUGAUGAUGUGGGAUAAGCAGAAAAGGGAAUGGGUUGCAGUUGGAAGGCUGUCAGCAUUGCUCACAAGACCACCUUGCAGACUAGCAGCCAUUGGGAAGAAGAUAUUUAUUGUGGGCAAGGGACUAUGCACCGUUGUCGUUGACAUUGGCCAAACUGGGAAUAAUGUCGAAGGGGUGUUGGUUAGUUCUUCCAUUCCUGGUUUAGAUUGCCAGGAUGAGAUUAUCAGUUGCACUUGUGUGUCGAUUUGAAUCCAUCUUUGUUCAUUGAUUGUACACUGAAAUAUUGUAUGAAUGUACCAAAAAGAUGAGAGAUUAUAAAAGUGGAGGGCAGCAAGACUUUGAGAGUGAGACUUCUACAUGUUACUGUAAAACAUAUACUUCUGUAAUCCUUGCCUGUCGGAAUUCUUAGAUGGGCGAAAGCAUUCAGUUUGUAUAUUACUGUCACCGGUUGUGAAAUCAUGGUUUAACCGUGAUUUAAUCGUUUUAUACAGUUAAAACUUGUCUAUCAAUGCAAGCUCAAGUAGGAGAUUUUUCUGAUCGGACUGCCGAUACAAAC
Linum tenue is the source of this 1573-nucleotide messenger RNA. Lineage: Eukaryota; Viridiplantae; Streptophyta; Magnoliopsida; Malpighiales; Linaceae. The record is from the annotation of a GenBank genome assembly.